AUGACUUCUUUAUUUCAAGGGUUGAAGGGAAUUAUGUAUUAUUUAGUUGAUGUUUUAAUAUCAGGUAGAACCGAAGAAGAACAUAAUGCUAGAUUAGUUAAGGUGUUAGAUAUAAUAUUAGAGAAUGGUUUAAAAGCUAAUAUGAAGAAAAGCGUCGGAGUAAGAGAAAUAAAGUACUUAGGACAUUUUAUAAAGGGAAACGUAAUUACUCCGAUGGCCAAAAAUAUAGACAAGAUAGUAAACAUGAGAGCGCCAGAUAAUAAGUCUGAAUUACAGUCAUUUUUAGGAGCUACAAAUUAUUACCAUCGUUUUAUUCAAGAUUUUGCGGAAAUUGCUACACCAUUAUAUAGUCUAUUAAAGAAAAUAAAAGGUUCGAGUGGGGAACAGCACAGGAAGAAAGUUUAA
Messenger RNA from Gordionus sp. m RMFG-2023, 405 nucleotides. RefSeq lists its product as uncharacterized. NCBI's taxonomy places the organism in Eukaryota, Metazoa, Nematomorpha, Gordioida, Chordodea, Parachordodidae. The record is from RefSeq and is a predicted model, not a curated record. The transcript has a single exon. Bases 1 to 405 code for a protein of 134 amino acids.